AUGGUAGUAUGGGACCAUUUGGAGGUAAGCAAAGCGCAUGUCGCAUACGCCUGCGUCGGUGUUUUCUCCUCUAUUUUUUCACUGGUAUCUCUUUUUGUUAAAGAGAGGCUUUACAUUGGCGAGUCGACUAUGGCCGCCAUUUUUGGGCUUAUUGUGGGCCCGCAUUGUUUAAAUUGGUUCAAUCCAUUGACGUGGGGAAACUCAGAUUCCAUCACACUGGAAAUCACAAGAAUCGUUCUGUGUCUUCAAAUUUUUGCGGUAGCAGUUGAGCUACCAAAAAAGUACAUGUUGAAACACUGGCUGUCCAUCUCGAUGCUUCUGCUCCCCGUGAUGACUGCUGGAUGGCUUCUUAUAGCACUUUUCGUAUGGAUUUUGAUUCCUGGCUUAGAUUUUGCUGCUUCUCUGCUUAUUGCCGCUUGCGUUACAGCAACAGAUCCUAUCUUGGCCCAAUCUGUUGUUUCAGGUAAGUUUGCGCAAAGAGUGCCAGGUCAUUUGAGGAAUUUACUUUCCGCUGAAAGUGGCUGCAACGAUGGUAUGGCUUUCCCAUUUAUUUAUCUCUCGUUGUACCUCAUCGUUCAUCAUGGAAAUGGUGGAGAAAUCGUAAAAGAGUGGAUCUGCAUAACGAUUCUAUAUGAAUGUAUCUUCGGAUGCAUUUUAGGUUGCGUAAUCGGUUACACCGGCCGGCGUGCGAUCCGGUUUGCGGAAGAGAAAAAGCUUAUUGAUCGAGAGUCGUUUUUAGCCUUUUAUGUCGUCCUUGCAUUUAUGUGUGCGGGCUUUGGAUCCAUUCUCGGCGUUGAUGAUCUUCUAGUUUCGUUCGCCGCUGGCUCUGCUUUUGCGUGGGAUGGUUGGUUCUCUAAACGCACAGAAGAAAGUAAGGUUUCGACAGUCAUUGAUCUACUAUUAAAUUUGGCAUAUUUUGUUUAUUUUGGUGCAAUAAUUCCAUGGCAACAGUUCAACGACCCGGAAAUAGGGACUAACGUUUGGAGGCUUAUCAUUCUAGCUUUUGUGGUAAUAGGGCUUAGAAGAAUUCCAGCGGUUUUGGUGAUCAAACCUUUCGUUCCGGAUAUCAAGUCUUGGAGAGAGGCGAUUUUCGUUGGUCAUUUUGGUCCGAUUGGUGUUGGUGCUGUGUUCGCGGCUAUCUUGGCCAGAUCUGAACUUGAGGCUAGCGUCACUGGUGAGGAGACUCCUCUUAAAGAGUUGCCAGCAAAAGGUACGAAAUACUGGCAAUUAAUUUCCUGCAUUUGGCCCAUUACAUGCUUUUUUAUUGUCACGUCGAUUAUCGUUCAUGGCUCAUCAGUCGCUGUUAUUACAUUGGGAAGGCAUCUGAAUACCAUCACAUUAACGAAAACCUUUACUACGCAUACCACAAAUGGCAAAGGAACUUCGUGGAUGCAGAGAUUACCCUCUUUAGAGAAGUCAGGCCGUUCAUUUUCAUUACAGCGAAUUGAUACUAAAGCCCCAUCCAAUUCUAUUUCGAGGCAGAGUACCAUAGGAAAUAAUGGUAAAAUGGCAAGGCCAGCCGGAGGAAUGGCGAGGCGUAAAAAUAAACUCAAGAAAAGGGGCAGAGAUCUCUUCAAGGGACGGGAGCGUGAUCCUGAAUCGGCGUUGGAUAAGGCAAAUGAUAGUGAAAGAAUUCAAAGGGAGAAAGAGGCACAGGCUGCUGCUUUCGCUUUGAGCUCUCAAUUGCGGGAAGACGAGAAUUAUGGGGAGAGUGAACUCGAUGACAGUGGCAAGUCAGAAAAUCGCGACAUGCAAAUUCAGGAAACAGUUAAUGUUAUGGAUAGAUCGGAAGCAUCACAGGCCAUUAGCCAUCUCGAUGCACUUGCCUCGAAUACGUCCACACCUGAUCCAGAGUCAGUUGAAAGCCGGCUUGGGAAGACCUCAAGACUAUCUCCUCAACCUACUUUUGCAGAAGAUCGUGUACCUUUUCCGGCUGGUGGUACUACAUCUUCGUCUAAUGAAUAUUACGAUGAAGAUAAGAUAGAAAGAAGUAAUUCCACUACUGACAGCUAUGUUAGAAAGUUUGAUCAUUUGAAAGGUGAAAUGGAGAAGAAAGCUGAACAGGAAGAGGGCGCAAUCGCAUAUGCCGAAGGCAACAAGAUAUUGAUAGAAAACCGUCAAGGCGAAAUCAUCGACCAAGCUACGCUCAACCAUGGUCCGAAGGACGAAGAGGAGUCACUCGGGUCCGGUUUAUCAUCACAGUUGAGCAGGCGUUCCAGUCAGACGGCCAAUACGCUGAAAAAGUUUUUAACCCCGCCAGGAGCAAGGAAAAGUACAUUAAUCGAUGAACAAAAUCACAACAGAUAUUUUGCAUACAAGAUAGACAACGAAUUGAUAAUCGAAAACGAAGACGGAGAUGUCUUGAGGCGUUACAGAAUCAACACCCACGAGUCGACUGCAAACGACUCUAAGCAAAAGGGUGGCAACAGUGGAGUUGUCGCCAAGGCGUUAUCGGCGGUCGGACUUUCGAGAAAAUCUGCUGCGCCAGAUACUGGCGGCGAAAAAGGCAUUGAACCGCUGGGACUUUCUAAACUCAAAGACCGAAAACUCACACCUGCUCCUACUCAAGGUAAUCUUGCUCCAGUAGAAUCCGAGCAUGAGUCGGAGGAAGAACAAGGAACGGAUAGCGAUUGGGAUUCGGACGGAGAUGAAAUUUAUGAGUCUGAAAAUGAGGACUCGGACUCCAAUGAUGAGCCGGAGACUGCAGUUGAGAGAGCUCGUCGACUUACGGCAUUAGGGCAUGUUUCGGCUCCCAGACGUGAAGAUGAUGAGGAAGAAUCGCCGCCAGUUACGUUUGCAAUGCCAGAGAGCCCGAAGAAAGAGAGGGACUCGACAGUUGGUGGCGUAAAGGCCGCGCUAGAACGCACAUUACACAAGUGA
Molecule: messenger RNA, 2880 nt
Organism: Lachancea mirantina
Lineage: Eukaryota; Fungi; Ascomycota; Saccharomycetes; Saccharomycetales; Saccharomycetaceae
Source: the annotation of a GenBank genome assembly